Molecule: messenger RNA, 1220 nt
Organism: Eupeodes corollae
Lineage: Eukaryota; Metazoa; Arthropoda; Insecta; Diptera; Syrphidae
Product: D-3-phosphoglycerate dehydrogenase
Exons: 6
Coding region: 129-1139 (336 amino acids)
Molecular function (GO): phosphoglycerate dehydrogenase activity; NAD binding
Source: RefSeq, a predicted model, not a curated record
UAUUCGUUGCUCAGUUGCAUUUGAGAGCUGCUUAAGUCUGGUUCUAACUUAUACAGUAUUCAAAAGUUUGGUUCAAGUUUUAGUUAAUAUUUAUUACAAAAAUAAAAUAAAAUAGAAUAAGUCUCGAAAUGCCGGUUGAUAUUAAAAAUGUUUUAGUUUGUGAUGCCGUUGAUAGUGCGUGCGUUGAUCUUUUGAAAAGCAAUGGAAUCAAUGUUACAUACAAAUUGAAAUUGGCAAAAGAACAACUGUGCGAAGAGGUUAAGAAUUAUGACGCAGUUAUUGUUCGCUCAGACACAAAAAUCACAGAAGAUGUACUCAAAGCCGGUUCGACAGCAGCUGGUGGAAGUCUGAAAGCGGUUGGACGUGCUGGCGCUGGAGUUGAUAAUAUUGAUGUUGCAGCCGCCACAAAACAAAAUGUUAUUGUACUCAACACUCCGGGUGGCAAUUCGAUUUCAGCUUGUGAACUGACAUGCAUGCUAAUUGGAGCUUUAGCUCGUCCGUUUGUUCCAGCUGGACAAAGUAUGAAGGAGGGUCGAUGGGAUAGGAAAUUGUACAGUGGAACUGAGCUGUAUGGCAAGACUUUGGCUAUUCUGGGUUUGGGAAGAAUUGGACGGGAGGUGGCUCUACGUAUGCGAGCAUGGGGCAUGAAGAUAAUUGGUUACGAUCCCAUCACUACCGAAGAAGAAGCAAAAGCAGCAGGUAUUGAGAAGAUGACGCUAGAACAAAUCUGGCCACUUGCUGAUUACAUUACAGUUCACACGCCUUUGAUACCUGCAACAAGAAAUCUUAUCUCUGUUGAGGCAUUGAGCAAGUGCAAAAAAGGUGUGAAGGUGGUAAAUGUUGCACGUGGAGGAAUUAUCGAUGAGAGUGCUGUGUUGGCCGCAUUGGAAUCUGGUCAAUGUGGUGGAGCUGCAUUUGACGUAUUUCCUGAAGAACCACCAAAGUCAGAAAUUACCAAAUCACUCAUUCAACAUCCUAAAGUCGUUGCAACACCACAUUUGGGUGCGAGCACUUCAGAAGCACAAGUUCGUGUUGCUGUCGAGGUUGCUGAGCAAUUUAUUGCAUUGACAGGCAAAUCAAGUGAAUAUACAACUUAUGCUGGCGUAAUUAAUAGGGAUGUGCUUAAAGUUUAUCAAUAGAUAAUAAUAAUAAUUAACAUUUAGUAUGAAAAAUGUAUAAUUUCCUUCUUUUUUAUAAAAUAUAUAAACAUAAAACAUAAA